Molecule: messenger RNA, 1284 nt
Organism: Penicillium daleae
Lineage: Eukaryota; Fungi; Ascomycota; Eurotiomycetes; Eurotiales; Aspergillaceae
Exons: 3
Coding region: 1-1284 (427 amino acids)
Source: RefSeq, a predicted model, not a curated record
AUGGUGGUAUUUGUCGACUUAGAUCGCGAUGACUCCUUCUCCGAGCAUGAUCAUCACGGCUCGGCGCUCUCUUUGGAGAAGCCAUUCCCUGCUAAACUGACGGUCGCACCCAUUCCAACCGCGGAGUCGUCUGAACUCUUACCCUCCCCAACCUCGUCCGAUGACGACCGCGAUGCGGAGAACAAAGCAUCCGACGUCGAGAAUCCUAAUAGGAAUGCGUUCUCGGCCGCGUUGACCUGCUACCCCAUUGUCAAGGAAAUUGCACGAGCCGUCGAUCUGAAUACCCUCCACGCUUUAUCUCGAACAUGCCGCCAAUUCCACGUCAACCUGGCGCCGUUCCGGCAUCAGCUCGUUCGGGAGACUCUGCGCUGUGAGAAUGAGUAUAUCGAGACUGUGGCGGAUAUGCUGGACGGCAGUGCUAUAAUUCCGGACAGUGUCAAGUCGGUGCUACAGCUGCUGAGCCAGAGCAGUGGUGGGCCAGGGCGUAUGACACGUGGGAAAGUGGGCAGAUGCGCGCGCGACAUGGUUGGCGAGUGUCGACGCUGCAGCAAGGUCGUGUGCCGGAAUUGCACGAUUAAACCCCCUCCCCAGACCGCCAUGAAGGGUCGCAUCCGUCGUCUCUGCCGACCCUGCGGCAAAGCACCGCUCUCCUGCCAUCUCUCCAAUACACCGCACGAUAUGAACUCUCUCGACACAGGCAGCGGGGACACCGUGGCAGAGGAAAUUGCACGCAGCGCUGGAAUAUGCAACUGCAACGAUGCCCUAUGGCUGUGUCAACAAUGCGGGCAGACCUUGCGCAGCAACGACACCACAUACCGCCGCGUUUGGGCCUGGCGUACGCGAUACAGCACAUAUCUCGGUGGUGGGCUUGGCACCGGCAUCGGCGAGGGCAGCCAGGGCGUGAAAUGUGGUCGUGGUGAGGCAUGUCUUGCCGCGCAAGAGAUCGAACUAGAGGUCGACUGCGAAGCGGACGAAGGGUCCAGUGAUACUAGCAGUCCUGGCCACAGCCCUCCCAGCCACCUGUCGUAUCAUCACGAGCUGGUCUCGACAGAUAGUCAUGACGACGAGGAACCGGGGUACUUCCGUCAGGAGAUCAUUGGUUUGGGUGGGCUGAUGAAACACAAGGCCAAGAAACGAGUUAUGGUGGGUGCUUGUGUAGUGGAGUAUGAGCAUGAGCGGGAGUCGGGAAGAUAUCUCGUGCGUGAAGAGAGUGGUUUACAUCGAGCGUGGUGUGGAUGGUGUUCGAGGGUUAUUCCGGCGAAGAAUGAGAUUGUGCCUCGUUAA